CAAGAUUAAGUUUUCUUUCCUCCUGAAUUUUAUUUUCUAGACUAUCGGCAUCUAGAUGCAUGGAUUCCACCAACAUUAUUUGGCUUUAAGGCUCCAUCUUACACAAAAUGACCCCUGGUGGCAGUAAGGGGCGGGACCUCAGCUCCUCGGAGCGAAUGUGUCUUAUCGCAUACUUUACUGAGAACAGGUUUUCAAGCAAGAAGACCCAACGAUUUUACUUCACCUAAUAAAGUUCAUUCCCCUUCCCUGCCUGGAGCCAAAGAAUGUCUCGACCUAGGAAUGCCUUCCCCGUGCUCCAGGGGGCGGUGCGUAGUGUCCAAGGAUGAGCUGAUCGAGAUGCCAGGACAGGGGCAGCGUCACAAUAAAGCCUCAACUGAUGGCAAUCCAGAGUUUUCGAUUAUCCUAUUUCCCUCUGAAUUUGGCUUUAGAAAAGAAUGCAAAACAACAAAAAAGUGGGUAGGAUGUUUGUUCAAAUCCGGAGCGAGCCGGAGAGCUCACCCUGGGGUAGCCGGACAGCGGCCCGGGCCACCGCCGGCGCCUGCGCACUGUGCACCAGGCCCCGGGCUCAAAUACGGUCUCGGGCCCCGUGAGGACGGUCUGAUGAAACAUUUUUAUUCUCCAUCGCUACUGAACCUAUGCUGCGAUGUAAAACACAUCGAAUCCCCGAGAGAGCGUUGGGAUAUUUUCUUAGCUGUCCCCUGCCCGGCCCCCGGCACCGCCGAAGGCAGCCCCCGCUGAGAGCGGCUAAGGCGCGGGUCCUGGGUUGCUAUGACGACGCGCAGACGUCCGAGAAAAGGCGAGGUGGCAAGAUGGGUGGCGGGAAGUACAAUUUGCGGGUACAGGUUGCAAGUGUACGUGUCCCAUCACUUCUGAGGCAGAAACGGUGCGACCGCUGCCCGACCGGACUCCGUGGAGCUGGCGUGCGCGAGGUCGCUGCCCGCGGGGACGCCGGCGACGGGGACCGAGCCGACUGUUAGUGCGGGCGGGCGGUGGCCCGGCGCGUCCUUCCGCGCCUGGGCGCACACCCUGACACACCCGCAGGCUUCUUAGUCGCGUCAUGUGACCUCAGGGAACACAGAAAUGUCCCCAAAGGCGGAAAACCCAUGCUAGAUGAAUUAUCGCCUCCGAUAUUAACACAAACUUUUAACGUGUCUCCCCGCUCCCCCCACCCCUUUUUUUUUUGCUCGCAGGUCAGUUUGGCAGCUCUGCCCCACGUGCUGCUGAUUGGUGUCUAGGUUAGCUUUCUGGAGGAAUAUUUCAGAUUGCUAAAGAGAGUGAUAGGAGGCUUUGUUUACCAUGUCUCACUCGAAAACGCCCUCCGCGUCGGCACGUGAGGACAAAAAAUUAAAAAAAGUCGCUGCAUCCAAGGAAGAGACAGGACUUCCUGAGCUAAGGGAGAAAAAAAAUAUGGUGGAUCGUUCAAAACCGCUUCCUACUUCCCUUCAGAAUGAGUUUAUCCCUGAGGAAGUUCUUCUUUCUCUGACCUCUGCAGCCUCUGCUGGUCCUUGUCCUGAAAACUUACUGCCUCCUAAGAAAAUUAAAACCCCAAAGGGCACCCUUCCGCGCCCUGUUGACCACGUCUGGCAUCACCCGGUUCGAAGGAAUAAGUUCAGAUACCUGAUUGACCAUCCCGUUUCCCUAACGGGAGCCGGAAGGGAUAUUUCUUUUCUGUAUGAUGUUAGAUAUGUUAAAGGAGAGACUAAGGAGAGUGUCCUUUGUCCCCCACAUUCAGACCAUUCAUUACAGCCACGGGAUGGUGUCAUUGUGCCUCGUAAGCCAAAGAAAAUAACAGAUACUUUGAUUCCUGAAGAAUUUCAUAUUGUGUCAAAUACAGGAGUUUCAGGUUUGGAGUGCUAUGAUGACAAAUAUACUACUCUCCUCACAGAUAGUGAAAAUAGGCUAUUGGUCUUCCCAUCCAUGAAACCUAACAAAAGAAUAGAAGUGGUCCAGCUGAAUAAUGUGAUGGAUACUAUGCUAGAGAGGGCUGGUGUGGAAAAUCAGGAAUAUACAGGGCCAACCAAGAUGCACAAAUUACUACAUAUAUUGAAGAAGGAACAGACCAUUUACAAUACUGUAUUUCAUGAACUUAUUCGACAAGUCAGUGUGGACUGUGCAGAUAGAGGAGAACUACUGUCCAAAAUCAGAGAGCGGUAUGUUCAAAUGCUCGACCAGAUCGCCCGGCAAAUGAUUGAUUUCUACAAAGAUUUGGUAACCCAGCGAGUGAUGGACCAGCGCAUUUUAGAAGAACUGUACAAUUUUAAGAAUGUUAUAGAGGAACUGACCAGGGAGCUGUGUUUGGUUCGGGCACAUGAUAAUAAAUUAACAAAGGAAGCAGAGAAAGCCCACAAAGAUUUGGCACAAGCUCUUUUAGAUGCCGAAAAGAAUGCCAAAAUUUUAGAAGAAUACCAUGACUUAUAUACAUUACAAAGAGGAAGGAUGGAGAAUGAUAUUAAGCAGUUAAUGGCAGAAAGAGAUAUCUGGAGCUCAGCCACCUAUGAAUUGGCCCUAAAGGUAAUUGAAAAAAAUCGAGUCAUAUUGGCUAAAAGACUUUACCUCAAUGAAAAAGGCUGGAGUAAAUAUGCUAAGCAUUUCAUCAUACUGCUGUCAACCAAGGAUACUUCAGAUCUUGCACUGUUGCAGAAGUUGACACAGAAAUGGAGAAACUUAGUGAAAAAAUUUAAACAGGAAUUAGAAGACAGUGAAGAGUCUACAAGGGAGAAAUUGCAAAUGAUUAAAGAUGGCUUUAUCAAAUGUCAGCAAUUCUUUAGAAAUGAUAAUAUGAACAUUUUGUCCCUUAAUGAAGGAAAUACAGUCGAAUCAAUUCUUUCAGAUUUCAAGCAUUGGCAAAAGAUAUUAAAUGAAGAUAAAGACAAGUAUGCUGGUGAUUUUCUGGUGUCAAAAUAUGAUUCUCUCAAGAUUAUGAAAUACUUACAGGAAAACUGGACAGAUAUUGGGAUUGGAAUAUUUCGUCGCCAUAAAAGUAUGGAGGGGGAAAUGCCACCAGAGCAACGAUACAUGGAGGAUAUUGUGAAAAGUAUAAGAAAACUCUACAAAGAAUUUGAGAUAAGAAUAAAUGGUGAUAAUGGUGUCUCUAAAAUUGUUCCAAGUUUGAUUAGUUCUCUUGACUUCUGUUCUUUCAAGUUGGAAAGCCUCCCGGAGUUUCCUGAAAUGUUUCUUGAGCAAUGCGAGGAACUCGAUGAAAAAAUUAAUGAAAUGAAACUGCAGUUGGAUACGUUGUUGAGGAUUAUUGGUACUGUUCCACAGUCCUUAGACGUGGAUUCUGGCUCGGUACUCCAAGCACAUAUAUUUAACAUGAUUCAACAAUGGCUUUUGAAGAUAGGCAAUGAGAUUAACAAUGGUAACAUUGAACUUCAGCGCCACGUGGAUGAAUUGCAUAUAUCUAUGAUCCAGUGGAUGGUAAACUUGCUGAUUUUAAUGGUACCUGACUUUACUGACCAAGACACCCUCCUGAAGUUGGAGGAGGAAAGUGAUGAAAACCAUGAUGUGGGAGUAGCAAAGUUAGAGCUAGAGGCAACUGCCCUGGCGAAAAAGUUGGCCCAAUACUCCACCUACUUGAUCAGUUGUUGCAAAGGGAUGGUAACAGCGAUGGCUCUGAGUAUAGCUGGCAGCUUACAAAAAAAUCCUGCUAAGGAACUUCACGACCUGGAUCAGAUGAAGAAAGAAUGUUAUGAGUGGAUCACCACAUGCUCUCACCUCCUUUCUGGAAUGAAAGGCAGAAAAAUAAAGUUAUUGACAAGCGAAGAAAAAGAACUCCUAUUUGAAGAAGAGGACAGUGUAAAGGAAUUUAUUGAGUCUGAAGUAGACACACUUUUUAAAGAAGAUGAAGAAGAAAGUAAGGAGGUUGAGAAACUUGAGAAAGAACAAGAAGAAAAGAAAGUAGAAAAACCUUCAGCAUCUCCAGAGAAGGAAAAACUCAUUCGGUUCAUUGGAGAAGAUGAAAAUGUUCAUUCCAGACCUCUGUUUGGAGCAGAUAUGUUAUUUUCCUGGAGAGAAUCAGCUAAUCAAGGUACAUUGGCCUCAAAGUAUGUUGAAGCUAUGGCUAUAAUUGAACACACGCAGAAGAAAUUAACAGAAGUUGAAAACAGAGCCAGACAAGCAGAGGAGAAGUUCGAUGAUAUCAAUGAGAAACUUCAUUUUACCCUUAUAAGAAAUAAAGAACUGGAGGACAUAUUGAAGUCUAGAGAGGAGCCUGAAGGACAAGGAGAAAAUGAAGGAGAAAAAAGAGGAGAAGGAGGAGAAGGUGGAGAAGGAGAAGAACAUGAAGAAGAGGAAGAAGAAGAAGAAAUCGGGCCAGCAGAAAGUUCCUCAAAAUUUCUAAAGAAAGAGAGUCAGCACAAGGAGGGUGCUGUCAACACCAAAUCCAGAAUCCGGACUAAAUCCAAUAACAAAAUGAAACCCAAGCAGCAGCCAUAGCGCACGAGCAUCCCCGUGGCUCCCCACCCCAGCUCUCUCUGUGCCGGGACCUUAAGAAGUUUGAUGAGCAAGCCCCUCAUCCACCAGGCCUGGCUCCACACCACACACUCAGACCUACGCCAUGCAUGUGGGCACCAUGGCAUUCUCUCCCAAGAGAUCUGGUCCUAUGCUAUGGUCCUAUUGACUUGACCAUGGGCAGGUCACUUGUCAGGUACUUUCUGACACGUAUUGACUAGGUUUUCUUCUCACUCUUGGCCUUUCCAGCUAGAGAUGAAUGGCUGGAAUGAAUGGAAAUAUUGCUGGGAAUUCUGCUUGCAGGCCCCAAAGCUCUCAAGUACUGUUUGCCUACUU
Messenger RNA from Pteropus alecto (black flying fox), 4785 nucleotides. It is a transcript of the gene AXDND1, whose product is annotated as axonemal dynein light chain domain containing 1. Lineage: Eukaryota; Metazoa; Chordata; Mammalia; Chiroptera; Pteropodidae. The transcript has 26 exons. The coding region runs from base 1297 to 4434 and encodes 1045 amino acids. The record is from RefSeq and is a predicted model, not a curated record.